Messenger RNA from Perca flavescens (yellow perch), 2956 nucleotides. It is a transcript of the gene tmc6a, whose product is annotated as transmembrane channel-like 6a. The coding region runs from base 180 to 2636 and encodes 818 amino acids. Gene Ontology annotation, molecular function: mechanosensitive monoatomic ion channel activity. NCBI's taxonomy places the organism in Eukaryota, Metazoa, Chordata, Actinopteri, Perciformes, Percidae. Gene Ontology annotation, cellular component: plasma membrane. The transcript is spliced from 19 exons. The record is from RefSeq and is a predicted model, not a curated record.
CAUCGGUAACAAGCAGAUCACUUUGCACCAAAUGCAAAUUAGGUUCAGCUGUGCUGAGAGACAGAGUGUGAGAGAGGAAGUCUGUAUGAUGAGUUUUGACAAAAGGCCAAGAAUAGCCACAAUGUUGGCAAUGUCACUGGGAGCAGUGUGUUUUCAAUAACCAGAGAUCAUCGAGGACCAUGGCAUACAGUGUCAACAUUUGUGAAACGGAUUCUGAGUCUGACUUUGAGAACCUGGGUGAAAGUGAACCAGGUCAGGACUCCUUCCAGGUCGUUGCAGAGCCAGCAGUCAGCACCCAGAGGUGUCCUCAAACGGACGUUUUUAGUGAAUGCACACGUAUAAAUACAGAACAUCUGACAUUUACUGCAAGCGGCCACGAGAGAGACGAGACACUCAGCAGGGAGCAGAAGAAAUCUCUACGGAGGCAUCACUGGUCAGCUGCUACCUUAAAGGUCCUCGCCUCAAUGCCCAGUCGCACUGCUGGCAUGCACGGAGUUUGCGGGGGGGCAGGGGGAGCACUGCCCCCCCUGGUAGCUGAAACGGGGAUAAAUAACGCUGCAGUAAUUCCCCAACAUGCCAGAAACUUGUCUCAGUUAGACCGACACCAGACCUCCUCCCAAGAUUCUUCUCAGCCCUCCAGACCAAUGCAGGAAGACUCUGUCCAGGCCAAUAUCGAGGAGGAAAUCUGUAAUGAAGAAAACAAGAAGGAGCAGUUGGUGUCCAUCCUCCGAGGCCUCUCAGUGGGCGAGGGCAUGCGCAAGCUGCAAGCCUCGCCGCUCAGCCUGGCAGAUAAGAUGGAAGUCAGGCAACUUGCUUUUAGUGACGUAGCUGAGAGUUCACUCAUCAGAAGUAUUCCAUGCUACAGUCGUCUAAGCUUGUACAUUUCAAGGACUUUGCAUCAUUGCCUGUUUAGCUGCCUACCUGUCCUCACUUCCCUCCAGCUGUGGCAUUCACCCAUUAAGAGACUGAGCGGACGUUUCGGAACCGGGGUACUUUCUUACUUUCUGUUUCUCCGGACCCUCCUGCUCUUUAACCUCCUCCUCUUCGUCAUCAAUGGCCUGUUCCUGGUCUUCCCUCAAGCCGUCAACCCUCCUCCCCGACCUCAUGACUCUAAUCUGGACACUUUCACUGGCCUUGAGCUUCUCACAGGCACUGGCUAUCUCUCUCAGAGUGUGAUGUUUUACGGCUACUACACCAACAUCAUUCACAAAACUUGUCGAAAUGACUCCACUGCUGCUGAAUCCCCUGAUCUGCCAGUCUGUGAUUCCAAAAAGCCUCAGGUAGUGCCGUACAGUAUACCUGCAGCCUAUUUCUUUACCAUCGUCAUCGCCUUCUACACAAUCUGCAUCAUCCUUGUGUACAGCAUAUCCAAGGCCUUUGGAAGAGGUUUUCAAGUCCUUAAGUCUAAUGGGAAUCUGGCAGGAAAAGUUUUCUGCUCCUGGGAUUUUAAAGUCAUUAAGAAGACGUCUGUCAGACUGCAGUCUGAGAAAAUCAGUACUCAGCUCAAAGAACUGCUAUCUGAGAUGUUGCAUGGAGAAAAUCAAAAGAGCUGCAUGCAGCGACUCUGCCGACUCAUGCUGCACCUGGUGGCGUGGGUUGCAUGUCUGGCAACCAUCUUUCUGAGCGCCAUGACAGUCCACUACCUGUCAGAGAGUGCCAUUAAACAGAGUUGUUUGGAAAAAACUGAGCUGCUGCUCUUGGCUGCAGUGGUGUCAGGCAUUAACCUGUUACUCCCGGGCCUCUUCAAUCUGUGUGCUUGGGUCGAGAAUUAUGACUCACCCAGUGUUCUUGUCUACGUCUCCAUCUUCAGGAACCUGUUGUUGAAGGUCAGUAUUGUUGGAGUGCUGUGUUUCCGCUGGCUGGGGAGAAUUGCUGUGGAACGAGAACGUUGUGGGAUACAGUGUUGGGAGAGCUUUGUGGGGCAAGAACUGUAUCGCUUGCUCCUGAUGGACUUUGUCUUCACAGUGCUUUACACUUUUUUCGGAGAGUUCCUGUGGAGGCUCUUUACCAAGCAAGUGCUGAAAAGGAACAGGAUGCCAGUGUUUGACAUUGCUCGUAAUGUGCUGGAACUCAUAUAUGGACAAACCCUCACUUGGUUCGGGGUGCUGUUUGCUCCACUGCUUCCUGCAGUCCAGAUCAUAAAACUGUUUGUGCUAUUCUACAUGAAGAAGAGCAGUCUGGUGCUGAACUGUCAGGCAUCGAAGAAGCCCUGGAGGGCCAGUCAGAUGACAACAUUUUUCAUCUCUCUUUUGUGCUUCCCCUCAUUUCUUGGCGCUGCCGUGUCGGUCACUUACACAAUUUGGACGAUUAAACCCUCGUCAGGGUGCGGCCCUUUUAGGAAUCUCACUACAAUGUUUCAGUCCAGGCAGCUGUGGGCCCAGGAGCUGGAGAACACCCACCUGAUCCUGUCUUGGCUCAGCUGGGCCUACAACUCUCUGGUGGAGAACCCACUGUUCUUAUUCCUCGCAGCUGGAGUCUUUCUAAUGGUGAUAUAUUUUCACACUCAGAUUAUUGAUGGCCAAAGGAGAAUCAUCAGUCGGUUAGAAAAGCAAAUCGAAAAUGAGGGUAAGGACAAACAGUUCCUCAUCACCAAUUUGCAAGCCAUUUAUGAACGGAGUGGUCUGGUUUCCCCUUAGCAAUGCAAAGAUAUUAAAUUAGCUGUGACAAGCACCUCUCCUUUGACAGGUGGUUGUCAACGUCCUAUGGAAUGUCAGCUACAAUGAGAACACAAAAACCUGUAACUGUAAAGUGUAUUAAUUUCAAAUAUAUUCCAUAAUGUUUAGUUUCUUAAGUUACACAAGUAUGUAUGUAUGUAAUUUUACACACACCCCUCACCUGGGAUGUAGCAGGAUGUUUUUUUUUAAUUAAUGUGUAGUUAUUUUUCAAAUUAUGUUAAUGCUUAUGAAUAAUUAUCUUGAACAUGUAUGAAAAUAAAUUUGUUUAUUGGAAUGAGGAA